CUUUAUAGUCGACCGUUAAAGUCAAAGUCCAUGCGUUGACCAUUUUUACAUCUAUAUAAUGAACGAAAAUCUCGAUCCUCUCUUGCAUAAAAACAAACAAGAUCCUUCCAAAAAAUGGCUCAACACUCUGCUCUUCUCUUUCGCGUCUUCCUCUCAAUCUUCUCAAUACUGUCUUCCAACCAAACCGAGGCCACCACAAUCGCACGUUUGGUACCACGAUCGCUCUACAACUCAAUCUUCAUCCACAAAGACAACACCGCUUGUCCCGCAAAUGGAUUCUACACUUACGAAUCCUUCGUGGAGGCGACGAGGCGGUUUCCUAGAUUCGGUAGCGUGGGAUCCCCGGAGACACGGCGCCGAGAAGUUGCAGCGUUUUUGGCUCAGAUUUCACACGAGACGACCGGAGGGUGGCCGACGGCGCCGGAUGGACCGUACGCUUGGGGGUUGUGUUUUAAAGAAGAAGUGAACCCACAAAGCAUCUAUUGCGAUUCUUCUAAUAUGGAUUGGCCUUGUGUCUCUAACAAGACUUAUCAAGGAAGAGGUCCAAUUCAACUCUCGUGGAACUAUAACUACGGACCGGCUGGUCGAGCUCUAGGAUUCGACGGUUUAAAGAAUCCAGAAAUAGUGGCGAAUAAUUCAGUGAUAGCUUUCCAAACUGCACUUUGGUUUUGGAUGACGGAGCAGAGUCCCAAACCGUCGUGCCAUGACGUCAUGAUCGGGAAAUACCGACCUUCGGUAGCGGAUUUGGCAGCUAACCGGACCGGCGGUUUCGGAUUAACCACAAACAUUAUAAACGGCGGUUUAGAGUGUGGGAUUGCAGGAGACGGGCGGGUCAAUGACCGGAUCGGAUAUUUUCAGAGAUAUGCUGGGCUGUUUAAUGUAGGAACGGGGCCUAAUUUGGAUUGUGAAAAGCAGAGGCCUUUCGCUUAACAAAUAAUUUGGUUGACCCAAAUUUUACUAUGAAUAAACAAAAGUCAACAAAUUUAUAUGCAUUGCCCCCCACAUGGAUUGAUAUAUGUGAUUCAAUAAUGUAGUCUCGUUUUUUUUUUCCUUCUAUAUAGGUCGUCUUUCAAUUUAAUGUGAUUUCGUCUUGAUUGCCAACUAUUACCUACAAAAUUUAUUGAUAGAAAGUUAUUUC
Molecule: messenger RNA, 1138 nt
Organism: Thlaspi arvense
Lineage: Eukaryota; Viridiplantae; Streptophyta; Magnoliopsida; Brassicales; Brassicaceae
Source: the annotation of a GenBank genome assembly